AUGACGGCCUCAAGUGCUUCAUUGUGUGAUGCGCUGAAUUUAAAGUAUUUUGGCGAGUUUCUUACAAUGGAUGGUCUUAUCCACUUUGCUGCAAAUGCGCUCAAUGACAACCCAUAUUUUAGUGCGGGCGCAGGACUUUUUGGAAUGGGCAUGGGUGUGGCCUUAUUGCGUCGAUUUGGCAUGGUUGCUUCUUUACUUAUCCGCAGGAACCUGACGUUAACAAUGGAAAUUGCUAGCCAUGACACGUCGUAUCAGUGGGUGAUGCAUUGGCUUUCGAAGCGAGCCCGCAGUGCAAACUCAAACAAGCUCCAGCGAGGCGCUGGACAACACUUGAGCGUUGAAACAAGUGUUGUUCGCACAGAGACUGGUCGAAUAAAGGCUGCAUUUGACUUUAUCCCCAGUACUGGUGUUCAUUACAUUUUUCACCAGGGUCGGAUCCUUCGAGUUGAACGCGUUAGAUCCCAAAGUACUCUUCAAGGUGCAUCAAUCGCUCCCUUUGAAAGCGUUACUCUCACCACUGUGGGCUUUGAUACUCGGAUAUUUUUGGACAUUCUCGAAGAUGCGAGAUGUGCUGCGAUUGCGAAAGACGAAGGGUGGACUGUCAUAUACAAGGCAGUUGGACCCGAGUGGCGACAGUUUGGUUAUCCCCGGCCACGCCGAGCACUUAAUUCAGUUGUUCUCAAAGAAGGACUAGCUGAAUCUAUUACAUCUGAUGUACAAGAAUUCAUUGACAGUCAGAAGUGGUACUCCGUUAGAGGCAUUCCUUAUCGCCGUGGGUACCUUCUCUAUGGUCCUCCUGGAUGUGGGAAGAGUAGUUUCAUAACUGCACUUGCCGGCCAUCUGGAAUUUAACAUCUGUGUUCUCAAUCUCAGUGAAAUCGGAAUGUCAGCUGAUAGACUAGAACAUCUGCUCACUCAUGCGCCUCUGCAGUCAAUUAUUUUAUUGGAGGACAUCGACGCUGCUCUACCAAGCCGUGAAGAUACCAACGACACAGCACGACUUCAUGGCCGUGCCUACGAAGGCAUGCAGUCCUUGACACUGAGUGGCCUACUUAACGCCCUAGACGGUGUGGCAUCAACCGACGGCCGGAUUCUCUUUAUGACCACCAACUACGUUGACCGACUAGAUCCGGCUUUGGUGAGGCCCGGUCGUGUGGACUACAAGGCGGAAAUUGGCUUGUGCACAAGAAACCAACUGGUUCGAAUGUUCUCGCGGUUUUAUCCAGUAGAAACCGCUCAACCUCUGGCCUCUGCUACCCCCUCUCAGCAUCCCCUGGCUGAGAGGUUUGCCGAGGCUCUUGGCGAGGGCAUAGUGAGCCCUGCUCAGGUGCAGGGGUUUCUGUUGAUCCACAAGUCAGCUCCGCACAGCGCCAUGGCCGCUUUACCGGAAUUUCGUGAAGUCUGUCUUCGACAACGGGCAAAGUUGAAACAGGCCUAA
Messenger RNA from Mesocestoides corti, 1437 nucleotides. The record is from the annotation of a GenBank genome assembly. Lineage: Eukaryota; Metazoa; Platyhelminthes; Cestoda; Cyclophyllidea; Mesocestoididae.